UAAACCGCACAGGCAUAGAAUUAUACUUAAUUAUAACUUGGUAAAUUGAAGAAUGUAUGACAGGAUGGUAAACUAAUUAUCUGACAAACAAAAUUUCCGAACUAUUUGAUUUACAAGUAACCAUAGCAACGUAGGAGCUAGAGUCAGUAAAGAAAAAAUCUUCCAUGGAAACAGUAGAUAAAAAUGUGUGAGCCACAAAACUCAAGCAGUUCAUAUUCAAGAAAAGAGGAAAGUCGUACUACACCCAACAUCUUGGUAUCAGGGAGUGACGAGAGUUUUUUCCAGUCUCUGUAUGAGUUCAUUGAACAUGAGAAACUCUACCUGCAGUGUCCUGCGGAGGGACCAGACGAACUCCGAUACUUCAUCUACCGCUCCGUCUUCAAUCAGGUGAUUGGCAGAACAACAGCCUACAAAAGACUUCUUCUAACCAUAAAGUCUGGGUACGAUGAUGUCAUCAGAGAGCUGCAGAGGAGAGCGAAUGAGGCCAGGGAGGCACAGCGAGGUCUUGUAGCCUCAACAUCGCAUCCAAAAUCUCUGAUAACCUGCCAGAGAAGAGUUGCCCAUCUAAGGGAGAGACUCUCUGUCCUUCAGAGGGGAACAGAAGAUCUUCAUCAGGAGAUCAAGAGACAGCAAUCACUUAAAGAGCAGAGCACAUGGAUACCAGGUGUGACGGUGGCUGAAUCAGAGGAUCCUGAGGCUCUUGAUAUACAUCUGAAGCAUCUUAAAGCUCGGAGAGACACUCUACUGGACAACAAGAGUCACUGCACCUCAGUGGAGGUGAAAGUUGAGCUGGAUACCAAGCUUCACGUCGCUGAGCACCACAGGGACCAGCUGAGUACAGAGAACCACCAACUUAAAGUCCUAUUCAAGCGUUUGAGGAUUGUGUCUAACCGUCUGUCCAGCUGGGGAGGAAGAGAGCAGGUUCCUUUGGAGGAACUUCUGGGUUCAACAGUGAAGAACAUCAGACACAGUAGCAUGACUGAAGAUGAUGUCAAUGCUGAGCUGUUUGAGGAUGAAGAGCCAGUUGGCGUGGAUCAGUCCAAACUUCUGAAAGAAUACCUGGACAGGUUUAUUGAGCUCUUUGAAGCCGCUAAGUAUGAGGAAGCUGCUCUGCACGCUGCCAGGUCUCCCCGAGGAGUCCUGAGGAACCUCGACACCAUGGAGAUGUUUAAAGGUGUUCAUGCCCCCCCAGGGUCUGUUCGACCUCUCCUCCUCUUCUUCCAGGCCCUCCUGAUGACCCUCCCAGCUGGUGACAAGCUGUCAGCUGCUCUCUCCAUUGAGCUGGUCCUCUGUGCCCUGCAGCACGGUGACACACAGCUCAUCAACCACAGCAUCACACAAAACAAACUGACCUGCUCUGAGGAUCUGGGUGACAUCCUAACUGAGCAUGCUCAGAAGAACACUCAUGUUUCUGACCUGUGUCUGGCUUUGGCGACUGUUGCCUACGAGGCCUGCAGGCUGGACAGGAAGACCGCACUGAGCAUGUGCAGGAGAGGGCUGAUACACAGUGCUGCUGAGUUCAUGAAGAACUGCAAGAAUCUCACAGCUGAGGACUGUAUGUGGGUUUUGUAUUGCUCCCCCAGCCUCUCCCUCGUCCAGCUGUUGACGGAGUCUCAGCAGGGCCAGGCAGCCAUCUUGUCAGCAGGCGUGGUCCUCUCCACUCUGCUGUCAGACCCUCAGCAGCAGGAGCUGGCUCUGCAGCUCCUCGACAGCUUUGUCAGCAGAGGCCAAGGUGUUCUGGAGGAGCUGAUACUGGAGGACAUCAGAGCCUCAGUUGAUGAUUGGACCAAUGUGGCGUGUGUGUGCUCUGAGCUGAACCGGGCUGAUCUGAGUGGAGUCAUCCUAUCCAUCCUGCUGGACCAAAGCGGAACCAGAGUCUUGUCCCCAGACCUAGAGGGAGCCGGGCUGGUAGAUCAUGUCUAUCUUUGAAAACUGAUGCUGGCUGUCCUUUUGCAGGGGGAAUGAUCACAGCAGGAAGACUCCAAACUUCUGUCUUUUCUUUGAAUGCACAAAUGUAGAAAAACAGUACAAAAGUUCUGUCUCUGAGUCUCAAGUUUCUGAGUAUUAACAUAAAUAGAUAUAAAAUAAUCAAAUCUGUUGCCCUUUUUGCCACCAGGGUCAGCUGAGUCAUAGAAUUAGAACCACAUGUUAUAAUCAAAUUUUUGAGCUGUACUGUAAAUGUAUUUUUUUUUUUUUUCCAUUUUCCAUUAAAAACUUUCAUUACCA
Notolabrus celidotus (New Zealand spotty) is the source of this 2226-nucleotide messenger RNA. RefSeq names its product clathrin heavy chain linker domain-containing protein 1-like. The record is from RefSeq and is a predicted model, not a curated record. Lineage: Eukaryota; Metazoa; Chordata; Actinopteri; Labriformes; Labridae.